Ictalurus punctatus (channel catfish) is the source of this 1017-nucleotide messenger RNA. RefSeq names its product myosin, light chain 4, alkali; atrial, embryonic (gene myl4). Lineage: Eukaryota; Metazoa; Chordata; Actinopteri; Siluriformes; Ictaluridae. The transcript has 7 exons. Gene Ontology annotation, cellular component: myosin II complex. The record is from RefSeq and is a predicted model, not a curated record. The coding region runs from base 83 to 643 and encodes 186 amino acids. Gene Ontology annotation, molecular function: calcium ion binding.
UAAAACCCACUGGAGCUCAUUCCUCUCUGCCUCAUUUCAAAGCUUCCUUCUAAUUCUCUCUCUCUCUCCUACUGCCUUUAUCAUGGCACCAAAGAAAGUAGAGCCCAAGAAGGAGGCAAAUAAAGCAGUUGCAUCUGAACCAGAGAAGCCCAAGGAUCCUGACUUUGACCCAAAGAGCAUUGCAAUUGAGUUCACCACAGAUCAGAUUGAAGAGUUCAAAGAGGCCUUCAUGCUGUUUGAUAGAACACCUAAUGGAGAAAUGAAGAUCUCUUACUCUCAGUGUGGAGAUGUGAUGAGGGCUUUGGGCCAAAAUCCUACCAACUCUGAAGUCAUGAGGGUGCUGGGUAAACCAAAACCUGAAGAACUGAACACCAAGCUCAUGGACUUUGAGACCUUCCUGCCCAUGUUCCAGCACGUGUCCAAGUCAAAGGACCGCGGCACGUUUGAGGACUUCGUGGAAGGGUUGCGGGUCUUUGACAAAGAAGGAAAUGGCACCAUAAUGGGAGCAGAGCUUCGGCAUGUUCUACAGACAUUAGGGGAGAAAAUGUCAGAACGGGAGGUCGAACAAGUGCUGGCAGGACAAGAGGACGCUAACGGCUGCAUCAACUACGAAGCUUUUGUUAAAUACAUCAUGUCUGGAUAAACUUGAUAUCAGAGGAUUUUCAGUCCUGCAGUGUCUGGAACCCCCCAAAAAAUUGGAGAACAAAUCUAUUCACACAAAUGUAUUUUUUCCCCAUAAUUUAAAAAAAUUAUUCAAACGGGGGCAGUGGUGGCUUGGCGGUUAAGGCUUUGGGUUACUAAUCAGAAGGUCGGGGGUUCAAGCCCCAGCACUGCCAAGCUGCCACUGUUGGGCCCUUGAGCAAGACCCUUAACCCUCUUUGUUACAUAGGUGCUGUAUCAAGGCUGACCCUGUGCUCUGACCCCAACUUCCUAACAAGCUGUGGUAUGUGAAGAAAAAUAAUUUCACUGUGCUGUGAUGUAUAUGUGACCAAUAAAGACUCAUUAUAAAUUGUGUAA